This is a messenger RNA of Acanthochromis polyacanthus (spiny chromis), 5892 nucleotides long. RefSeq lists its product as uncharacterized. NCBI's taxonomy places the organism in Eukaryota, Metazoa, Chordata, Actinopteri, Pomacentridae. The coding region runs from base 1022 to 2140 and encodes 372 amino acids. The record is from RefSeq and is a predicted model, not a curated record. The transcript is spliced from 4 exons.
AAAUAAGCUGCGGGAUCCACGGCAUUUCACGCAGCGCUGCCCGGCAAACUUGUCACUGCAGUGCGUCAGCACUGUAAAAAAGACAACGACAAUCUAUUCACCAGAGUGUGUAUACUAAACGGUUUGAACAUGGAAAAUUAAAUAUUUAAUAUCUAACUAAAAAAUAAAUGUUAAAGCAAUAAGGUGCACCUCAAUCAUGAAAAAAUAUGUUAUUGUAAAUUACCAGGAUUUGCAAUUUGUUGUUGGUACAACAAAGCCAAAAAAAAUACUCAUAAUGCAGCUCCGACAUUGCCCCACUGGCGCAGGGCAAGUGCGGUCUGUCUGGUAGCACACACAGACUGCGGGAGUACUGCACUGAAGGAGAGAAGUUGGAGGAGAAAGUAAUACGCCGAUUUGAAUCCGGUAUAAGCUUCCGUCAAAAUGUGAAAGUAAGUAUUUUGUCUAAAAAUGUACGUGUUGACAUUAUAUAAAUGAAUAUCGAAUGUGUCUGAGUAAAUUGGUUAGCUUCUCAGUUUAGCUAACAUUACUAGCCUGCAUGCUAGAAAGUUAACCUAGCUUUGUGUUCCCUCACGACUUGUUUGACAGUCGUGCAUUUAGUCACACAAGCAAAGUCUCAGCGGUGCUUUCCUCUUCUGCCGCCCUCGUUUCACCUGCCUGCCGCCUGUGUCACUCGGCUGCCCGCCAGCACGCCAUUUCACUCGCGGUGCUGCGGGACAUUGCUGUGAUACAUUGGCAUAGCAUGACAUCGGACAUUUUCAAAAUGCAGCUGUCACAGUGCGCGCGUUUUAUGCAAGCGCAUGAAAUACGUUAAUACGCCACGUUGGUGCCGUUCUGUAUACAGUUGAGAAGUUAUGUUAAACCCUAGAUCUGUUGCAUGCAUGUAAAACCACCAGUUGAUGCCUAAUAAAAUAUUAUGUAUAUCUGCUUGCAGCAAAUUUUCCAAUGAUUAUGUUUUACAUAUUUAAGUUUUUCCCCAACCUGUUCUUGACUAUUGUUUUUAUUUAUAGGGAGGGAAAACCACAUGCAGUGCAAGCUCUGUUCAUUCACGGGAAACGUGGGAAACCUUAUCCGACACUACGAAGUGCAUCAUCGAAGACCUCAUCAUUGGCCUUGUGUCCAUUCCACCUGUGUAUGUGUUUUUAGGACUCGGGGAGCUCUGAAAUCACAUUUAUCUAGAGUUCACAGCAAAGGUCAGCAAAGUCAUCAGUCGGGCAUAAUUUUUAAAUGUAUGCUUUGUGAUUUCCAUCAAUUGUGUUCCGAAGGAGAUAUCACAAAGCAUCUUGGAAAUCAUCUAAAAGUUCAGGAAACAAUUCAGUGUCCUUUUUUAGAUGAUCAAUUUAAAACAAAUAGUUACUCAGGAUUUAGCUCACACAGAAGCAGGAAGCACAAAGGGCACACAAUCAGUGGCCUAAGGAGUGUUCUUCACUCUAGUGCAAGUGAGUUAGUUGGUGUUCCUAAGGUGACCGGUGAAGCCUCAACAUCUUUACAGAGAGAUUCUGGCAGCUUUUCAGGGGAGGCUCAGACUGAUUCUUUAGAGUUUAUACCUUAUGAAUCAAUAGAACAUAACAUUGCAAAACAUUUACUGUCUUUGCAAACAGUCUUACAUGUCUCCCGAAGUGCAGUUCAGGAAAUAGUUGAGGAAACCAAUGAUAUACUUACAGCUUCAAAGUCCCAUUGUUUUCAGUCUGUAGCUGAGGUCCUUCAAAAGCACAACAUUGCUACUGACAACAGUCUUAUUCAAGAUAUAGUGGAAUCUGUGUUUUUGUCCAAUCCAUUACUUGUAACAACAUCAGGGAAGGGCUGUCUAUCUACAGACUACAGAAGGAACCAGUAUUUCAAGCAGAAUUUCCCUUUCAUUGAACCAGUAGAAUAUCUUUACCAACAAAACAGCAAAAAUAAAUUUGUCUACGUACCCCUGAAAGCAGUUCUCCAGAAUCUAUUGAGGCGUCCUGAUUUUGUCAGUGUACUGAGUUUCAGACAAGAGCACGUAGCUGGUGUAUUCCGAUCAUUCCAGGAUAGCUAUUACUUUAAACAGAGUAAUACUUGUACAGACACAGAAAAAGACAUCACUUUAGCUCUUACAUUGAUGAAUUCGAAGUUUGCAAUCCUUUGGGUACAUCAAGGAAGAUUCAUAAAGUAGUAGGUGUCUAUUGGAUUGUUUUAAAUUUACCAGCAAAGUUCCGGGCUAGUCUUACUUCUAUCCAGUUGGCAGCAUUAGGAAAAAGUAUUGAUGUGAAGAAAUUUGGUUAUGAAAGAUAUCUGGAACCAUUGUUGAAGGAUCUGAAAUUCAUUGAAGAGUAUGGAGCAGAUCUCUCAGAGAACUUUAGAGUAAAACUUUUCUGUGUCUGUGCAGAUAACCUAGGAGCACACAGUUUAGCAGGAUUCCAAGAAAGUUUCAGUGUAGAUAAAUUUUGUCGUUUUUGUUUGGUCAGUCAUAGUCAGAUAGCAACUGUGAAAGCAAGUGACUUCCAUUUGAGAACUGUGGAGCAGCACAAUAGAUGUGUUGAAGAGCUCCACCAAAAUCCAGCUCUUAAGAGCGUGAAUGGAGUGAAAGGAGAGUGUGUACUAAGCAAGCACCUUUCUUUUUUCCAUCCUGUGACAGGAUUCCCUCCAGAUAUUUUGCACGAUUUAUUUGAAGGAGUAAUUCCAAUUGAGUUAUCUUUGUGUCUGCAAGACUUAAUUUCGAAGAGCUUUUUCACACUUGAUAGGCUUAAUCAUAUUAUUAGGUCAUUCCCCUACAAAAACUCUGACAAAGUCAACAAACCAAAGAUUAUUCCAAAAGCAGCUUUCUCCAAACAUUCUAUCGGGGGAAAUGGACAUGAAAAUUGGGCAUUGUUGAGACUGCUGCCACUCAUGAUUGGUGACAUUGUUCCGGUAAAUGAACCGUCAUGGGAAAUUCUAAUGGAUCUUAAAGAGAUAGUGGAAAUUGUUGUGUCUGAUAAGUUCACAGAGGAGGCAUUGUGUUACCUAACAUUUAAGCUGUCAGAUCACCGCUCACUAGUGAAAGCAACAUUCCCCACCUUUGUUUUGAAACCAAAACAUCAUAUUAUUGAGCAUUACCCACACCUCAUACGCUGUUUUGGCCCAUUGGUCGAUCUCUGGACUAUGAGGUUUGAAUCCAAACAUGGUCUCUUCAAGAAAGUUGCUCGUAAUGUGCAUAAUACAAAGAAUUUGCUUCUCUCCUUAGCUACAAAACAUCAGCAAUUGAUGGCCUACCAUUUGGAUGGGCAGAGCCUCUUUAAGUCUGAUAUCAACACUGAAAAAGUGAAAGCUGUUCGAGUGUCAUCUUUGGAUUCUCCCUGCAGAAAUGCUAUUCUGGCCAAAUUUCCAAAUGCUGACAUUGUCAAUAUGUCCUGUAAAGUACAGCUGUUUGGAACAGAAUAUGCUCAAAACAUGAUAAUCAUGUCAGGGCAGAGAUUUGGACAGCCAGAGUUUUCCAAGAUAUUGAGCAUUUUAGUCUGUUCUGAUAAAGUGUCUUUCCUGUCAAAAAGACUUACUGUGUGGUACUUUGAGCACCAUUUGAAGUUGAAGACAGUGAUUAUGCAGAACUAUUUGUUCUGGAUGCCAAUGAACUGACUCAUUAUCACCCUUUGACAGCUUAUUAUGUUGGAGGGAAGCUUUGGGUGACACUGAGAGCACGUUUGUGGCGGGAUUCUUCACAAAAAAUUGAGAAUGGCAAAAACUGCGUUUUAACGUGUUUUAUUUAGUGCUGAACAGUGCAAAAAAAGGUGCCAAAAAUAUAUAUAUAUGAAUAAAUAUUAACAGUGGAAAUGACCCAAAAUGUAAAAAGUCCAUCAAAAGUUAAAACCCAACUUUUAACCAAAAAAACCUAUUUCCCCUUUAAUUUCUGCAUCACUCAGACAGAGCCCAUGGGCUCCUAUGUAACCGGUAGCCGACUCACUUGUGGAGCGGGGAAGCUCCCUAUAUACCCCGCUGGCUCCUCCCGGGAUACACCCCCAAGACAGAAAACUAAAGAAAACUCCAUUUCUACAAGUAAAUGGGUGACAUGCUAUGCCUGCACAAUUUCCACAUGUAUAACAGAAACCACCAGCCCCAAAACCCUUCAUAUAAAACCUUAUACUCAUCAGAAAACCCUUAAUUGCUAAGGUGCGCCUCUUUUGGAAUCACAUGAUCCGCAGUGUGCAUGAGAACGGGAUAUUUAAUCUAUCGUAGCGGAAACAGCCAGGUUUUGCCAGUGCGCAUCCCGAGCGCGAGAGGAGAGGACGCAGAGCACAGCGUCUCGCAACACGGAAGGUGAGUGUGGAAAUUAGCAUGUUUAAGAUGGAAAUGACCAACGUUUCUAAGUGUGCACCCUUAGACACGAUGGAAAAUGCGCUAAUUAAAUGGCAUGAAACGAGUAUAUUGUCGGUGUUUGUGGAAAUGAAUUUGGCGCCGCGUAGUACGCUGAGGAGGAGACAGGCUCUCCUGGCCUGUCGACACUUAGAGAUGGACUCGCUCCAUCACAACGUUUGUAUUAAAGAAGGAAAAUGGUAAGUAUGCAUCUUGAAAUUCAUCAUAACUGUUCAUCCUUCUAACAAAGCUUUGUGAGUUAAUGUAUUUAUCUUUUUUUUUUGUCUCAGGCACUGCUACUUCGAGUUGUAAUCUCAAAAGGGGAAGCAUGGCGUGUUCAGUUGUCUCAAGUUCCAGAAACAGUGGAUGCCCUCAUUGAUCUUCUCAAAGAAAAAUUACAACUCCAAGGAGACUUUUCGUUACAGUGUGAAGACCCUGAUUUCCAAAAUGCACUCUGUAAUUUGUCAGACAUUUCAGAGCUACCUGAUAGCCGCGCUGUCCUCCACAUACAGUGGAAAAAAGGCUCUCAGCAUGCUGAAAAUGACAGCCAGUCUCUUGGUUCCAUAUCAUCCCUGGACACUGUGAGCAUGAGCUCUUCUGAAAGCCAGGCAAACAGCCUUUCUCCAAGGUAUCUGCGCAGCCUCUCAGAGUGGCCUGAUCCAUUUCCUAUCCCUGAUUUAUCUCUUGAUGUAGAGUUGAAAUUGAGAAAAGGCAAUGAAACAUAUAAAAAGACCCAAAUCAGCAUUGAUGUGUCAAAAGACAUGAAGAUUGAAAUUCUUGACAAAAUUGCUCAGUCAGCUUUUGACAUCAAGGCCUAUCCAGAGCAUGGUGAAAUUGAAUCUAUUGCUUCAGCUCUGAUACUCAAGUACCCUUGCCUAAAGGAGCCUGGUAAAGGCAAGGGAUAUGAGGGAUGGUUGGUUAGCAUUCGAAACAAGCUCAAUAAUUACAGAGCAAAGCUGCGAGAGGCAGGUUGCAGUGAAGUGUCUGUUAAUAAAAAGAGAAGAGUAGAUGGGGAUACAACUAAAUACACACUUAAGAGAGCUAGACGUGGAGAAGUAAACUAUGUUCCUCAACAUCCACAACAACAAGAUGAUGCGUCACUUGAGGAACAAAGACUUCUCUUGGUGGAAGCAUCCAAGAAAGCAUGAUUUGAUCAUUCACUUGUGAGGGAGAAGAUGGACUUAACAUUUUCCCUAAGGAGAAGAGAGAUAGUGGAGGAGCAACCAAUGGUGGUGGAAGUCCAAAAUAGAUGGCCAGCUUUGUUCUUUAAAGAACAGAUAUGUGAGGAGUUUUCCACAUCACAAACAAGGACUUGCUGGGAACAUUCAGAAUGGCUGUGGACAAAUACACACCGAAACUUCUGCGACUGUAUCGUGCCCGAAAAGGAGCUUUUGGAAAGGAAAUGGAAGAUGUCUUGGAUAAGCUUGAUGAUGAGACCAUUGUCAGACAUCGCCAAGAUGCUGCGCUUCGAGGCCUUCCAGUUUUCCUUCGGGAGGACCCCAAAGAUUUGUUCAGACAAAGUCUCGAGUGUGAUCCCGAAGAUGAGGCAACCACCCCAGAUAGCAAACUAUGGGUGAAUCAAUGUUGAAUCUAUGUUGAGAC